This is a messenger RNA of Gadus macrocephalus (Pacific cod), 6585 nucleotides long. It is a transcript of the gene adgrg6, whose product is annotated as adhesion G protein-coupled receptor G6. The transcript has 26 exons. The record is from RefSeq and is a predicted model, not a curated record. Gene Ontology annotation, molecular function: G protein-coupled receptor activity; laminin binding. Gene Ontology annotation, biological process: heart trabecula formation; cell surface receptor signaling pathway; adenylate cyclase-activating G protein-coupled receptor signaling pathway. Gene Ontology annotation, cellular component: membrane. NCBI's taxonomy places the organism in Eukaryota, Metazoa, Chordata, Actinopteri, Gadiformes, Gadidae. The coding region runs from base 964 to 4050 and encodes 1028 amino acids.
GUGCUUGUGUGUGUGUGUGUGUGUGUGUGUAUAUGUGGUGCGUGCGCUAAUGUGUGUGUGUGCAUGCAGUGCCUGGCUCUCUUCAGUGUGGACAGAUGGCUGCCGGGUGACUGUGAGCUUCAUCCAGAGGCUCAGCAUACUCACAGGUCAGCUUAGUGUGCUGAUGUCAUCCCUCGGGACCUCUCUGGGUGGGAUACCCGGUCACACCCCCCAUUGACAUCUACAGGCUCCCGGGUUCAGCCCAGAAUAGCGCAUCACCAAUCCAAUUAUGUAGGGCAGUGGUCCCAUCUAUUCUUGGGGGUUCGACUGCCUGUGUAUGUCACUGGUUGAGCAAGGCAUUAAUAAUCACAGGGUUAAAGGUUUGACUCCCGGUGUCGGUCAACUGCUAGAGCAAGGCAGUAGCACUGCCAGGGUUAGGGCUUCAAUGCCCACUGGCAUCACGGUGGACCCUUUGAUCCAAAGCGACUUAUAUUUGAUUCAUUUAGAUGCAUAUCAGUGUGAGCCGGCAUAUGUUGGACAUUUUCAGUCGUGAUUCCUUUCCUUUAUGAAAUCGUAGUUUAAUCAAACAAAAGGUUGCUCCCUGUUGCCCACUGCUGUGUAGACCUGUCUCUGAGUAGAUCUGUCUCUCUGUAUAGAUCUAUCUCUCUGUAUAGAUCUGUCUCUCUGUAUAGAUCUGUCUCUGUGUGUAGAUCUGUCUCUCUGUAUAGAUCUGUCUCUCUGUGUAGACCUGUCUCUCUGUAUAGAUCUGUCUCUGUGUGUAGAUCUGUCUCUCUGUAUAGAUCUGUCUCUGCGUGUAGAUCUGUCUCUCUGUAUAGAUCUGUCUCUCUGCUCUUUGUUUUCUGUGUGAAAAACACAACUAUUUAAAGUGUUCCUUAUUAUCUCAGAUGUGCGUCUACGUUAAAUGAUAAGUUACUCAUUGCGUACAUGUAUGUGCACUAUAACCCUCUUCUGUUUUACUAAUCUAUGAAUCAUGGUGCGUGUUUGAUUCUAACUUUAUUCCACCCUUCUGCAGGUACAUCGCUGCCAAACGACACAACGCACACCACCAACUGUGACUCCUCCGGACUGGGCUGUCCAGCCUCUACUUCUCCCACCAACCCAUCGUCCACUGACUCCACUAACAUCAUCCAUGCUACUAAUGUCAUCUCCCACGCAAUCUUCUCCAUUCCUCCAUCCUUGUCCAUCGUCCCCACCACAAGCAUGCCUCUAACCCCACCCUCCAACACCAGCACCACCUCCUCCAACUCCUCCUCAACCAUAUCCACUACCACAAUCCCGGCCCGACUCAGCUCCCCAUCCUCUGCUUUCGCCAGCGCUAGCAGCGCCAUCCCCGCUAUCGCAGUCGCUUGCCCCUCCCCUGCUGAUGCUAAUGCUACCAUCACGCACCCAGCCACUGCCCCGACUCCAGCCAGUGACACAUCCACCCUUUCCUCCGCUACAACUAACCCACCAGUUACUAACCCUCCUCCCCCGCAUGAGGGCCUGUUCUACAGGGUGUCUUUCGUGGUGGAGGACGAGGACUCUGAACUGGAUCAGGGCGAUCUGGAGCUAUCAGUCCUGCAGUGGCUGAACGAAACGUUUGAGAGCUGGAGUGAUGGUGUCUACAUAGAUUACUUAAGUGUACUGGCAGCCUCAAAGCAGAGAACUUCCAGCUACACCCUCCAGGCCCUGCUGGUGUACAGCCACAGCACCAACGACAGCCUGGGGGAGGCGCUGGUCUCCUCCCGGCUGUCCAGCAGCGGCGGGUCCAUGGGCCGGGGGCUGCAGCUCCAGACUGACAGCAUCCAGGUCAAGGCCAUCGAGCACUGUCCGGAGGAGAGUCCUCUCCACUACCGCUGGCCCAAGACCCGGCCCACCACCACCCAGCAUCUGCCCUGCUUCCCCAACAAGGAGGUCAAGACGUCCAGGACCUGUAUGAUCAGCUCUCAGAACCUGUCGUCCUAUUGGUCCGCCCCAGACCUCAGCAACUGUACCGACAUUGAUAACAUCGAGCUGUCAGCAGAGAAUGCAGCGGAGGUGGCGGUGCAACUUGCUGACAUCACAAACAAUGCGCUGUCCGAUGAAGAGGUGUCUAAGGUGGUGACGAAGGUGAAGGAGCUGGUGAACCUAGUGAAGGUCAACUUCACGCUGGCCUCGACUGUGGUCACCAUCAUCUCCAACAUCAUGACGGGCUCAGAGAGCAUGCCGGCCGCCGCCUCCGAGAAGGUGCUGAGGACAGUGGAUGACCUGGUCCAGAAGAUAGAGUUUGAGGGUCCGUCUGUCAUGAUCUCCUCCAGACACCUGGCGGUGGCAGUCUCAGCUCUGAACGCCAGCAGCUUCAAUGGGACCUCCUUCAGCGCCUCCAUCCCCCCCAACAACACAGACCCCCAGAUCAACUUUGAGACGGACAGCGGUCAUCCUCUUGCCCAGGUGACCCUCCCUGCAUCCCUGCUGACCAGUGACAGCCUGUCUGAGGCGGAGCGGGACACAGUCGACAGGAUCAACUUCAUGUUCUUCAGCAAGAACAACUUCUUCCAGGGGGAGCAGGACGGUCUCUCUCUGAACAGCUACGUGGUGGCGAGCAGCGUGGGAAACCAGUCCAUCAGCAACCUGCCGGAACCCAUAGAGAUACACAUCACACACCUGUUCUACCAGCCCUCCCCGAACCCAGUGUGCAUGUUCUGGGAUUUCACCAUGAAAGAUGGGGACGGAGGCUGGAACAGAGAAGGCUGCAGGGUUUCCCCAUUGUCCAAUCACAACAAGACUGUCUGCUUGUGUGACCAUCUCACACACUUUGGCAUCCUCAUGGACAUCUCCGGAGCCGCACCCCAGAUCGACCAGAGGAACACCAAGAUCCUGACCUUCAUCACCUACAUCGGCUGCGGCGUGUCGGCCAUCUUCUCAGCGGCCACCCUGCUCACCUACCUCGCCUUCGAGAAGCUGCGUCGCGACUACCCUUCCAAGAUCCUGAUGAACCUCAGCACUUCCCUGUUGUUCCUCAACAUGGUGUUCCUAUUGGACGGCUGGCUCGCCAGCAUGGACGCCGAUUGGCUGUGCGUCUCGGUGGCCGUGUUCCUGCACUACUUCCUGCUGACCACCUUCACCUGGAUGGGCCUGGAGUCCAUCCACAUGUACAUCGCUCUGGUGAAGGUGUUCAACACGUACAUACGCCGAUACAUCCUCAAGUUCUGCCUCGUGGGAUGGGGUCUUCCGGCGGUGCUGGUGAGCGUGGUGGUGGCAGUGGACAGGAAGUCGUACGGCAGGCAGGAGUACGGCAGAGGAAGUCCAGGAGAGGAGACGCAGGGGUCCUCAGAGUUCUGCUGGAUCCAGAGCCCGGUGGUGUUCUACAUCACGUGCGUGGGCUACUUCUGCCUGGUGUUCCUGAUGAACGUGGCCAUGUUUGUGGUCGUCAUGCAGCAGAUCUGCGGCCGCAACGGCAAGCGCAGCAACCGCACGCUGAGGGAGGAGGUUCUGCGUAACCUGCGGAGCGUCAUCAGCCUGACCUUCCUGCUUGGUAUGACCUGGGGCUUCGCGCUGUUCGCCUGGGGCCCCGUCAACGUGGCCUUCAUGUACCUUUUCGCCAUCUUCAACUCUCUACAAGGUCUGUUCAUCUUUGUGUUCCACUGCGCACUCAAAGAAAACGUCCAGAAGCAAUGGAGAAGAUACCUCUGCUGUGGCAAACUCAGACUGGCAGACAACUCAGACUGGAGUAAGACGCCCACUAACAACACAAAGAAAGUGAGCUCGGAGAACCUGGGGAAGUCUCUGUCCUCCAGCUCCUUCAGCUCCACCACUGCCACCUGGACCUCCAAGGCCAAGGCAACCCUCUACCCCUUCAACAAGAGACACAGCAACACAGGUAAAGGUUUCUACAACCAGGCUAGCCCCAAGUGUGCGUCCUCCUGCUCCUCAUCCUCCGAGCCGGAGACAUCCCCCUCGUCCUCCUCCAACUCCAUCCUGCCCGUCAGCCAGAUGAUAGACAAGGUCAAAGGUUACUGCUCUACUCGCUCAGACAACUUCUACAAGAACAUCAUCCUGUCUGACAGCUUCAGCAACAGCACCAAGUUCUGAAGCUUUUGCAAGACUCUCUCCCUCUCCCUCUCCCUCUCCCUCUCUCUCUCUCUCUCUCUCUCUCUCCCUCUCCCUCUCCCUCUCUCUCUCUCUCUCUCUCUCUCUCUCUCUCUCUCUCUCUCUCAUUCUCUGACCUUGUUUAAUCCUGUGUACCAAUCCUGAGGUUCCGCAAAACAGUCUCAGAAUGUGCAGCUCAAAUUGUUUUGUUUUUUUCAUCAACCGUUUUGUUGGCGGCAUAUUCAUGAAAGUUCUGGAAUGUCAAGCACCUCUUGCUUCCCAUUGGCUGACACAGCCAGCAAGCAAUUUUGAUAUAUUUGAUAUUUGCCAUGUUUUUAUAUUUUUCCCCUACAGUUCAGACUCCGGCCCUGGUAGUUUUUUGCGGUGUGACAAUCAAAAUGUCUUACGUUUUGACUUACUGAGUUCACCUGAAUCCAAGAAAAAAUACCAAAACUAAACAUUAGGCAUAUAAAGUUGUAUUUGGACCUGGCCCUGCUUCAAAUAUGUAUUAUUUCGGCAAGCAUCUAUCUUUAGUUGUAGUGAAUACGGACAACAUAAUCUCAGAUCAGUGGCAGUCCUAUUGUGUUAUAGCAGAACUUCUGGGGGAGAAGGCACAGAGCCUGGGCCAAAUCAAGGGGCAAAGAUACACCUUUUUUCCUGUUUCAUAACCGAAAUAUUCUAUUGAAGAAAACUCAGAUUGCAGCAACAUGAUUGGUCGAUACAAAUAUAAAGUAUAUAUAUAUAGUAUAUAAAGUACAGAAAGUGACACGCCCGUAGUCACAGAUAUGACCUUUUCUGCCAUCAGACUUAACAUUAAUCUAAAAUCUGAUUUGAGAGACUAGGGACAAUGUAACACGACUUCCAAUAUGUUCAUAUGUGUCAAUUUAGAGAAUACAAAGAAUUAUAUUUGAAACAUACAUAUUCUGUAACUUUAAGUGGUGGGAACAUAGUUGUGCGGUGAAUAAACAUAUUCACUACGGAAAAACCUCAGACGUGGACAGCCCAUGGCCUCAUCUCUCUGAUGUUCUCCAACCAAUUCUCCCUGAAACUCUGGUUCGGAACCCCUGUAGUGAUUUCUCACAACUGGAGGUUGUCAUGAAUACUUCAGCCUUACCCUGAACCUCAGCUUUACCCAGGCUUCACCUCACAGAGGAAUUUCUUGAGCAACUUUCAGAUUUGACCUUCCUAGUCACCAGCUCUUAGUGAGGGUCAUCAGAUUGGAUGCAGUUCAACAUUAUUAAUUUAUUUUACAUUUGAAUUACUUCCUUCAUUGAAUAAUGCAAUAGUUGCCACCCAUGCCAUUUAACAGCGCUAAACGUAACCCCCGACAGACUAUCUCAAUACAGUGUCAUUGUUAUGUAAAAAUGAGCCUUAUAUAUCAAGCACAAUCUGUUGAUGCAAUCCUUCCCAGACUUUAAGUGACUUACCUGGGAUUUAAACGGACCAUAAAGUUAAUGUUAUGUUUGUCGGUAAAGGAUAUUUAAAAAGUAUUUCCGAUCGCAUAAAGUUUUUCUUGGAAUCCACUGUUGUUCUCUAUUAUCCCCAUUGGUGGUCAGUUGGGGCGGGGCGCUGUUCAGGCUGCUUUCAGAGAAGAAACCAGCGGGGAAAUAAAUGACAGAUAAGAUAGAUAAGUAGUUUGCUAAUCACUCAAAUGUUUUUCAUUAUUUUCCCUCUAUCUAAAUACUGUGAGGUUUAAUGUCAAAACUGGUCAUGUGCAAAGCCACAAUUUGUGUAAAUAUCUUAUUUUAAGUGUCUUCUUUCUUCAUUACCUUAUAUGUGCCUGGAUGGUUGCUGCCGUUUUUUUACAUUUCCAUUUAUAAUACAAUGUGAUGCAGUAGAGCAGUGGAUGGGUCUUCUGCCAGCUUUAGAGCGAGCCCAAAGGUUCACUGCUAGCCAAAUGUAUGUCCCUAGCACCGCCAUUUUUGGUAUUUUGUGGUUUGUGUUUUUUUUUGCUAGCAAGUGCAUUCUGCUCUAUUAUACACAUCCAUUGUAGCUAGUAUUUUUUUCACAAAGGGAAGUAAUAUUAUACUUUUUUAUUUUAUUUCUCAAACAUACUUGACUGUCCUACAGAUUUCCAUACACAUGACUACUGAUAAUCUUUGUAGAAACACGAUGUCGUUCUUUGGUCCAACUUUACUUUCUUUGUUGUUAAUGUUUCUGUUUUGUCCAUCACAAUAUCACUCUGUUACAUAAGAUAUAAGGUAUUUUUCAUUGAUUCAAAUAUUUUGAAGCAAAUCAUUCGUCAUUCACAGUUUCCCGCUCUAUGAAUCACAAUUGUAGAUGGAGAAAAUAAAUGUAUAUCUUCAGUGUUUAAUUAAAUGUGUUUUGUUGUUUGUUUUGUUGCUUCAUAAAACAGGGACAAUAAUUAUAAUUAUUUGAAAAAGGCUCCUUUUUUUAACAAAUGUUCAUCAGUUAUUUGCUUUAUAUGCUAUACUCUGUAAAAAUGAUAUCCGAAAAGUGCUUUCUUUCUUUACCGUAAAAAUCUUGAUAUGUUUGUGAAACUGUUUUUGGAAGCUAUAAAGGAGUCAUGUCAUGGUU